AUGGCCUCUGAUCUGGAGCAGCUCAUCGAAAUGGGCUUUGAGAAGGAGAGGGCGGAAUUGGCUGUCAAGAAGACAGGAAACUUGCAGGGGGCGCUUGAAUGGCUCGAGGUCAACCAGGACAAAAGUCUAGAAGAAAUUAAAGCGUCACAGGCCGAAGAAGCCGACAACGAGGAGGGGCCCGCACUUCAACCUGGCGAAGAAGCACGCAGUCUUGUCUGCAACGAAUGUGGCAAGAAGUUCCGAAGCCAGGCACAGGCCGAGUUCCACGCCUCUAAGACUGAACACACCGAUUUUUCGGAAUCUACGGAGGAGCUCGCCCCUUUGACCGAGGAGCAAAAGAAAGAACGUCUUCAAGAGUUGAGGGAAAAGCUGGCUGCCAAGCGGGCUGCGCAGGCAGAGCAGGAUAAGAUUGAACAGAGGAAGAAUGAGGAAAUCCGCCGGAAAAACACGCAGGAGAAUCAGGACGCAAAGGAGGCUUUGGAGAGGAAGCAGAGACAGAAGGAAGAGGCAAAGAAGCGACAAGAAAAGAUGGACGAUAAAGCUCAUCUUGCACGCGUCAAAGCACAAAUCCAGGCUGAUAAAGAGGAACGCCGUCGGAAGGCCGAGCGCGAGCGCGCCGAGCGUGCUGGAACAGCAAUUCCCCAAGCUGCCGCCGAACCCGUUCCUGCGCCGACUACAACUGGCCCUGUCGUAUCCAAACCUGCCUCGGCGUACACCGAGACCCGUCUGCGCUUUCAAACGUCUCAAGGCAACAUCAUGAAGACCUUGCCAGUCACACUUACCCUGUUCGAGGUCGCCGAGGCCCUUCGGCAAGAGGACGGUGUAAAUGUUCAAAGCUUCACUCAAACUUUCCCCAAGAAGAUCUUUGAUAAAGAAUUAUUCGGAGAGUCACUGAAGGACCUUGGCCUUGUCCCCAGCGCCAGCCUUAUCGCUCAAUAA
Penicillium diatomitis is the source of this 939-nucleotide messenger RNA. Its product is annotated as UBA and UBX domain-containing protein. The record is from RefSeq and is a predicted model, not a curated record. The transcript has 3 exons. The coding region runs from base 1 to 939 and encodes 312 amino acids. Gene Ontology annotation, molecular function: protein binding. NCBI's taxonomy places the organism in Eukaryota, Fungi, Ascomycota, Eurotiomycetes, Eurotiales, Aspergillaceae.